CAGGCUCUACACUCACAGUGAGGAGCCCGACCCAGGGCUCGAUCUCACAACUGUAAGAUCAUGACCUGAGCCAAAAUCAAGAGCUGGACGCUCAACUGACUGAGUCCCCCAGGCGCCCCCAGUCAUAUUUGCAAAUGCAGACGUAGCAAGCAUCUUUUUCUCUCAAACAGUCCUUACUCUUCAUUUCAGCCCAAGACAGCAGAAGUGGAGUCUUUUCAAGGAUGCGAUUAGAGUUUUAAAUUUAAAAUGCCACCAUCUGUUCUUUCCUCACACGGGAGACAAUAACUAAGUCGGCCUCAAGGCCACGUCCAAACGCUCAGGCCUCAUUUUGAGCCCAAACAUACUAAUGUAAUUUCUGUUGUAGUUUUGAGUCGGGUGCCCUGAAAUGGACUUUUCCUCUUUGUAUCAAAGCGGCUGGAAAACAUACGCGUGUUGUGACUAGGACAUCUAUGUUACUGGCCAGUCGGACAGUGUUCAAAUUCAAAGUUACUCUGCUAUUGAAGCCUAGAAGGAAAGAAAUUCAAGCGGUGGUGAUAAGAAGGCACCUGGAGCUGAAGACAUGAGCCAGCUGCGGGCCACGAAGCCCGGACUCCUCGUGUGCACAGCUGUGUGCGUGUGCGUUUUUCUUUAUUUAAGGGAUCCACCUCCGGAGGAACCAGAGGAGUCCACCUAUCCAUCAGCGGUGGAAUGUGGCUUUUAUCCAGAUGAACUGUGUUCAGCUUUGUUUGAAGGGAAAGAGGCCGCCCCCCAAAUUGCAACUUUUUGUAACAACCCUCAUGGUUCUCAAAUACUUGCUCACUUGCGCACACCAGGAAACUGCUCCAGGAUUUCCCAGGAGGUGCAGCUCAUAACCAGACCCUUGUCUGCAGAAGAGGGCAACUUCUCUUUGGCAUAUAUCGUGACUACUCACAAGGACCUGGCUAUGUUUGUGCAGCUGCUCAGGUCUAUUUACGUGCCUCAAAACCUUUACUGUAUUCAUGUUGACAAAAAGGCCCCAAAGAAGUAUAAGAGUGCUGUGCAAACCCUGGUGAACUGUUUUGAAAAUAUUUUUGUUUCAUCAAAGAGAGGAAGAGUGGCCCACACUGGCUUUACAAGACUGCAGGCAGAUCUUACUUGUAUGAGAGAUCUGGUCCGUUCCAAAUUUCAGUGGAACUAUGUCCUUAACCUUUGUGGACACGACUUUCCAAUCAAAACCAACAAAGAAAUCAUACGCUACAUCAGGAGCAAAUGGACUGAUAAAAACAUCACUCCUGGAGUAAUGCAACCACCACACGUUGCAUCCGAGACAAAUGGAAGUCGUCUUGAAUUCACCCCUGAAGGAAGUAUCUACGGAUCUCCAAACAGGAGAUUCAAAGAUGAACCACCCCAUAACUUAACAAUUUAUUUUGGAAGCGCUUACUACGUACUAACGAGGAAGUUUGUAGAAUUUGUACUGACGGACAUCCGCGCAAAAGACCUGCUCCAGUGGUCCAGAAACAUCCAGAGCCCAGAACAGCAUUACUGGGUGACUCUGAACCGACUGAAAGAGGGCUGUUAUGGAGAAACCCAACAUCAUCAUGCCAAGGGCACACUAGGUGCGCUCAGGAAGUUACCAGGGAUGGAGACGGGGAUGAAAACGAAAGCCGGAACACAAGACCUUGGCCACGGCCGCCGCCCGCCCCCAAAGCGUAGCCUUUCAGCAGAUGACAAGCAAGCACUUGCAGCAGGAUGCCCCGGGAGCCACACCUGACGCUGGCUGGGAAGGAGACAUUCGAGCCAUUAAAUGGAGGAACGAGGAGGGAAGUGUUCACGAUGGAUGUAAAGGUAAAACUCGAACCAAAGCAAAAGCAAAAGCCUUCCAAUUUUAUGAAAACUAUACAACUGCUGCCUCGAUAGCAUCGGGAGACGAUCGUUAGCAGAAGUAGUGAAGGGAUUCGUGAGUUUGCAAUUACAUGGGGCAAUUUUUUUUCAAACUUCUUAUUUGUAAUAUCUAGACAGAAAAGCUCACAAAUCGUUAAGUACUUGGGUUGAUAAAUUUUCACAAAAUGAACACACAACUCGGCUGCAACUUUACAAGUUUUAAGAUAAAAAUACACAAGCUGGCGGGUUUCUUCCACCUGCCCCUAGAACUCAAACUUAAACAUUUAUUUUAAAAAAGCUCUGUGUCUCCCUGGACCUCUGCCAGAGCAGACAAGUGAGAAAUGCAGGCGAUCAAUCGAUCGAUCCAGAGCUCAGAGGUUGGCAGCAAACUCUUGCUGAGGGGAAGGUCUUUCUGCUUUGCCCUCAGGAGACUCUCCCUGGGAGCUGUGACUUCUUUUGCCCCUUUGUCUGGUGUCCCGGUGGCUUUAGUUACCAGGACAAUACAGAACAGACUGGGGGUGGGGACGUCAGUGCCCCUCUUUGGUGAAAAGGCUGGAAAAGCAGCAGCUGACUGCAGACUCAGGCACAGCCCCUGGGAGAAAAUGCCUAGGGAGUGGGAGACCCAGAACCGGCCUCUGGUCCUGCCAUUCACGCCUACUCUCCCCACCGCUCUCCCCCCCCCCCCCCACCCGCGGCCCAGGGUGAGAUGGCUGAGACGAGCAGAGGUGACGGGAGAACAGUCACAGCGCCAUGCGGACACGUCCGGGAGGGAGAGGUGUGAACGCUCUGGGAGCCCACGAGGAAAGAAAAACAAGGUGCCUGAUCUUUACGGGCCGCAAACUGUGCUGGACAGAGAAGGCAGGAAGAGCGGGGCAGCCGUGUGUGCAGGUGGCUGGGGCACAGCAUCCUCUCUCCCAGGCAUGUGGCCUGGCCUUUCUGUCUACACACAGCUUCCCAACCACCCCAGAAAAUACCGCACAGACGCAACCACUGAUUUUAAUAGCGCGUCUAGGCGUGGGCCCUCGGGCUUGAGUCACAGUAGAUCAGAAAUACAAAAUCAACCAGGUUCACCCAGUUUCCCAGCCGUUUAAAGGACUGAUCUCAAAGAAACAGGUUGCAGACAAAUUAAAAAAUGUAAAACCCAAUACCAGAGAAUAACUCAAAGACCAGCAACUCCCGGGGCCAUGUACACAGCCACUCUCCUGACAGGUACCAGGUCGGAAGGGCUGGAAUAAUUUUCUAGUGUUUUCAAUAAAUAGUUUAGCCAUGAUUCAAUUAGGGGGCUCUUCACACAAUAAGAAGGUGACAGUUACACAGGCUAAGAAGCAACCCUGGCCUUUCUUUAGAAAGCAGGGCUCACUGCCAUUACACACUGGGGUUGACAAGACCGGUGAAUAAAUGCUCACGAAAGACCGGGGUCGGGGCUCAGAUGCUUCCUGAAAACAUGAUUCACUCACAGAGUAAGAAGUCAUGAAGGGUGGCUGCUACCAAUAAUACAGUCAUGAUUUAGAAUUCUUAUAACGACAACCUGAAUAUUUCCAUAUUCCGUAAAUCUUAACAAAAGUCACUGUUGCCCCAAAGCGAACACUUCAGCAAGUUCUUGCCGCUGCUCACUUCAGACUGCAAACUGUCCACUAGGAAAGCAGCGAGACAAGUGGCCGCCACGAGUCAGCCCCCGCCUUAGGCCGAGCCCUGGCAGUGACCGGGGUAGAACCUUCCGGAGCCCUGCGCUGGGCCCGCAGUCAAUCCUCACAAUGACUCUCAGGUACUCACUAUCGUAUUCACACCUCACAGAUGAGGAACCCCAGGCUCAGAGAAGUGAGGUCACCCCCGGUGUCACAGGAAGCAGCACAGGAAGUGGCAGAGCUGGGUCUCUAAGCAGGUGCCGCUGUCUGCUGCCCCUCCAGUGGACGAGCAUGCACAGAGUGACGGUCGUCCCGCUGUCACCAGCAACAAAGAGUUUUGUUUACUUGUAAUCACCCAAACGGCACGAAUCCAACUCUGAGGACUUUCCACAGGCCUGUGCCCCCUUCCUGGCUCACAUUCACGCGUACAGACAGUAGAGACCAUCCAGCUACCACCGAGGUGCAGCUGAAUCUCCUUUCACUACGUCCUACGCUGUUCACGCAGCGUGUCUCCACAGUCGUACUUUCCACCUGGUUCAGUGUAAUUCUAUUGAGAGUCUGUGACACUGUGCCAAGAACGUCUACCGGUGAGAAAGAUGUCAGUCGUGACAAGAGCCGCCGCUUACAGAGUGCUUACUCCGCCUGGCCCUUUACCAGAUGAAUGCGUGCUCACUGGGGGAAGGGUCUUUCCACCUUGUCCCAGUCUUACACACAGCACUGGACGGUUCUACGCGUGCAGUUCCGCCCCUUUUCUGUAUUUCCCUCAGAUGGGCUUUCAGAAGUAGGAUCGAUGGGCUGGCGUGGAGAGGAAAGCAGGGCGGAGCUGAGCAGAGACAAGGUCUCCAAAGUGGAUCGACCUCUGCCUCACUCCUCUGUGAACCGAACCGGAGGUGGUAACGAAGCACCUUGCAGCACUGGCCGGGGGGGUUAACAGAGAAAGGAGGAAGAGCUGAGUGCAGCGUCAGGCACCUAACGUGUGCUGCUGAGUUCGUCGCGAAGGAACCCAGCACUGGAGUCGACCCAUGAUUCCAAUUUUAAUGACUUCUAUCUGUAUCAAACGCUCACUCUGCACGGGCAAGAGAAGGCCGAAGCAAUGCCACAUUAACACCGACGCAAUUCCUGCAAACUCCCCACAACCAAGGAAAACAAACGUUCGUGGGGCCCAGUUCAGAAUUUAGACUUGGCCCGGCAAAUGCAUGCUAAGACGUCUCCCCUGUGCUCGUGACUAACGAACAUUCCACAGUGUCCCCUUAAACAAAGUAGCCAUUAAACAGAAAGAAUGAAAGUGUCCCUGCCGCCAUAGAUUCAAAACCCAACCCAGAAGCCCCAAUCGGAGCAAUCGCGGAGAUCAUGUUUAGUCUGACCUCCCGUGAAGCAGGGGCCUUCCCGAUGACCUUGGAAGAGCAUCACUUUUUGGUGUGAACGUAAACUGACGAGACAAAGGCACUAGGUUUUUGUGCUUCUUUCUACAGGGCGCUACGUCCACGAGAGCUGCGUGUAUGGACCAGGAGACCUGCCGUGGAUCAUUCGGUCGCCUUCUCUGUUUGCCAGCAAAGUGGACUCGACAGACCCCCUGGUGGUCACGUGCCUGGAGAGGCGGCACAGGCU
This is a messenger RNA of Felis catus (domestic cat), 5072 nucleotides long. It is a transcript of the gene GCNT7, whose product is annotated as glucosaminyl (N-acetyl) transferase family member 7. Gene Ontology annotation, cellular component: membrane. The transcript is spliced from 4 exons. Gene Ontology annotation, molecular function: acetylglucosaminyltransferase activity. Lineage: Eukaryota; Metazoa; Chordata; Mammalia; Carnivora; Felidae. The coding region runs from base 560 to 1729 and encodes 389 amino acids. The record is from RefSeq and is a predicted model, not a curated record.